AUGGAACAGCUGGGCCAGGCUGAAAUGGACCACACGCAGCGACAAGUAGUCUCGAUCAGCCAGGACAGUUUUUACCGGGAGCUAACCUCCGCGGAGAAGGUCCGCCCCGAGAAGGGUCAGUUCAACUUUGACCAUCCGGACGCGUUCAACGAGGAGUUGAUGCUGAAAACUCUGCAGGGCGUGCUCCAAGGCAAGAAGGUCGAGAUCAACGAAAAAACAAUCUUCCGUUUGCAUCUGCCCCUAAAGGACGUCAACAAAAUCGGCGGUACGGGAACGGAAACCGGUGUGACCAAGCCCGGUUUCGCCCUGAUCAACCUGACCACUGAUGUCAAGUCCGUCGAAAUGCACAAAGAAGCCCUGCCGGAGGCUGUGCCCGGAGACAACGUCAAGAACGUGCCCGUCAAGGAACUGCGUCGUGGAUACGUCGCCGAUGACUCGAAUUUCACCGCCCAGGUCAUCGUGCUGAACCACCCCGGUCAGAUCUCUAACGGAUACCCCGUGCUGGAUUGCCACACCGUUCACAUUGCUAGGGAGUUCAGCAAGAUCAAGGAGAACAUCUUUCGUCGUUCCGGCAAGUCCACCGAGGAUCAUCUAAAGUCCAUCAAGUCUGGUGAUGACGCUAUCGUCUUCCUGGUCCCACCCAAGCCUCCAGCAGUCGAUUUCCGGUUUGUCCUGCCGGUACUUGACAAGGCCGUCUUCCUGCAGGACCUGCAGCUGUUUCACGACCGGAGUUGGACGCAGUUUAUGCGGUUGCCGAAGAUCGGAGGUCGGUAUGUGGAUUUGCACCAGUUGUAUUCGGUGGUGGUGGCCAGGUGGACGAAAUUGAAGUUGAAGCAGAUUUACAUCCGCUUUUCGAACAAGUACGAUAAAGUAAAUUUUAACGGUGAGGAGAAGGAUCCGACGGAAGAGGGAAACGACGAGAAGCGCCAUAAUCGGAGGUAAUCAGCGCGGAUGUUGCACUCGGUGCCGGUGGUUUACGACCAUCAGCAGCAUUAUGUGCCGAAAGUGAUGACGG
Messenger RNA from Culex quinquefasciatus (southern house mosquito), 1015 nucleotides. Its product is annotated as elongation factor 1-alpha. Gene Ontology annotation, molecular function: DNA binding. NCBI's taxonomy places the organism in Eukaryota, Metazoa, Arthropoda, Insecta, Diptera, Culicidae. The record is from RefSeq and is a predicted model, not a curated record.